AUGGUAUGCAGCAGUCAUCUCAGGACAGUGAUUCUGCAAGCUGGGAAUAUUCAGAAAGUUGCGGAAGGAUUGGUGCAGUUUGCAAAUUUCAAAAGCAGCCUGAAGACUCUUCCUGCAGCAACUUUUUCCUCUGUUAAAAUAUUUCCAUCUAUUAGGAAAAUGAUGGUGGAUAAUAGCGCAUCGGCUAACCGUGGUCUGAUUACUGACACUUCACCUGAGAAGGAUAACUAUGGUGGCUAUGCAAGUGGAGGAUGGAAGAGUGAAGAUGGAAAAUUGAGCUGUGGUUAUUCAAGUUUCAGAGGUAAAAGAGUUAGCAUGGAGGAUUUCUAUGAUGUCAAGACUUGCAAGAUCAAUGGGCAGACGGUCUGCCUAUUUGGGAUAUUUGAUGGUGAAACCUAUCAACAGACCGACUCAGACUUCUUGGAGUCUGGAAAGGAUACCUUCCGUGAUGAUGGUUCUACUGCUUCAACAGCUGUUUUGGUAGGUAAUCAUCUGUAUGUUGCUAAUGUUGGAGAUUCUCGGACUGUCUUGUCGAAGGCAGGCAAAGCUAUCCCUCUUUCUGACGAUCACAAACCAAAUAGAAGCGAUGAGAGGAAGAGAAUUGAAAGUGCUGGUGGCGUUGUGAUGUGGGCAGGCACUUGGAGGGUUGGAGGUGUUUUAGCAAUGUCUCGUGCUUUUGGAAACCGUAUGCUGAAGCAAUUUGUUGUGGCAGAACCUGAAAUUCAGGAACAAGAACUUGAUGAAGAAUUUGAAUUGCUUGUUCUUGCAAGUGAUGGUCUUUGGGAUGUUGUACCAAACGAGGAUGCUGUUUCACUGGCACUGUUGGAAGAGGAACCUGAGUCGGCUGCGAGGAAGUUGAUAGAGACUGCUUUUAGCCGUGGAAGUGCUGAUAAUAUCACCUGCAUUGUAGUGAGGCUUUACCAUCAUGAAUCUUCAGCAGCAACUGCACCUGAAUUCAAACCACAACCACCCAAAAGCCAAUCCGAAACUGAAACCCAAAUCCAACCAGAAAAUGAACUCGAAACCGAGACUGAAAUUGAAAGUGAAAGUGAAAGCAGAAGCGAAGAAACGAAGACGGAUGAAUGA
Molecule: messenger RNA, 1086 nt
Organism: Cynara cardunculus var. scolymus (artichoke)
Lineage: Eukaryota; Viridiplantae; Streptophyta; Magnoliopsida; Asterales; Asteraceae
Product: probable protein phosphatase 2C 76
Exons: 7
Coding region: 1-1086 (361 amino acids)
Biological process (GO): protein dephosphorylation
Cellular component (GO): cytosol; nucleus
Molecular function (GO): protein serine/threonine phosphatase activity
Source: RefSeq, a predicted model, not a curated record